Messenger RNA from Penicillium griseofulvum, 1701 nucleotides. It is a transcript of the gene eng2, whose product is annotated as putative GPI anchored endo-1,3(4)-beta-glucanase. Gene Ontology annotation, molecular function: hydrolase activity, hydrolyzing O-glycosyl compounds. Bases 1 to 1701 code for a protein of 566 amino acids. Lineage: Eukaryota; Fungi; Ascomycota; Eurotiomycetes; Eurotiales; Aspergillaceae. Gene Ontology annotation, biological process: glucan catabolic process. The transcript has a single exon. The record is from RefSeq and is a predicted model, not a curated record.
AUGGUUUCUUCAACACGUUCAUUGAGCGCUGGAUCGCUGAUGCUCGCUUUAUUAGCUUCCCCCGUGGCCGCCACAAGUUACUCCCUGGUGGAGACUUGGCAGGGGAAGAAUUUCCUGGAUUAUUUCAAUUUCCACGUUGGCUCUGAUCCGACCCAUGGCUUUGUUAACUAUCUCGACAAGGAGACCGCCGAAAAUACAGGCCUCGUCAAGGUCACCGAUUCUGGGAGUGUGUAUCUUGGUGUCGAUCAUGCUACCAAGCUAGACCCCAAGGGCAAAAGGGGCCGUGAUUCAGUUCGCAUUGGCAGCAAGAAAUACUACGACCAGUCUCUCGUCGUCGCCGACAUCGCCCACAUGCCUGGUAGCGUCUGCGGUACCUGGCCCGCCUUCUGGUCUGUCGGAAGGAAUUGGCCUGGAGAUGGCGAGAUUGAUAUCAUCGAAGGUGUCAACAUGCAUAAUCACAACGAAAUUGUCAUGCAUACAGCCGGCACUUGCACCUUGACAGACACGGAUAUGACCGGCUCGGUCAACGCUACAGAGUGUGGUCUGGACCAAGGCACGGUUGGUUGUGUGAUCGAGGGCCACGAGGGCAGUUAUGGUACAUCUUUCAACAAGAAGAAGGGAGGUGUGUAUACACUGCAGUGGACCAAUGAAUUCCUCAAAAUUUGGUACUUCCCCCGAAACUCGAUCCCGCCCUCGAUCACCAGCGGCAAGCCCGAUGUAACGCAAUUUGGUACUCCAAUGGCCGUGGUGCAGGAAUCGUGCGACGUUGCCAAUGCUUUCAAGGCCCAGUCAUUUGUAUUUGAUGUCACUUUCUGUGGAGACUGGGCGGGUAAUGUGUAUGGUGGUUCUGGUUGCCCCAUGACCGACGGCGAUUCCAUGCAGAGCUGUCACAACUACGUCGCCAACAACCCGACCCAAUUUGCAGAGAGUUACUGGGAAAUCAACUCGGUCAAGAUCUACCAGACUGGUGUUAAGGGAAUUGCAUCACCUGCGUCAUCCGAGUCCCGACCGGAUACGACCGCCGCUGCUCCUGUGGUGUCACACACAACUGCUGAGACACACCAUACUCAAACUGCUACUGCUGUGCACUCAUCUGCUUCCACUGAGGAUCAAAAAGCCGGAUCAAUUCAGGAAUUGCCUCCUGCGUUUGAUUCUUCCGUCGCAGCUACUACCAAAAACCAUGCCACUGAAGAAGUCGAGCACCCUGCCACCAGCCAGAAGACUCGGACUGUUACCUCUGUAGUCACUGCAACUGAGACCCUCUGUCCCGAGGACGAGGAGUCCUCCGCUACCGCCGCUCACUCUGUGGUUGCAACUGCACCCACUCCAACUGUGAAAUCUGUCCAAACCCCAGCCCACGGCCAAGAGACGGAGGUAAUGACCACAGCCGCUGGUGUGGACCCUCUCUCCAACCACGCAUCUGUCCCGGUUGGUCAGGGCCACGCUAGCUACACUUCCGCCCCCGGUGAGACCUUCGGUGCUUCGUGGGCGCAGCCUUCUGCGCUCCCCUCUGCCAUUGUUUCCUCCGUUCCAUACGAGGCUUCCAAAGCCCCGAAGGAGACCGCAUCUGCGACAUCUGGCUUCUAUGUCCCUAGCGGAUCUCAAUCUGGAUUCGGCCCUAUCUUCACUGGGGCCGCUGAUCGCUUGUCUAUGAGCAUCUCCGCCCUCUUCCUCGGACUCAUUGUUGCCCUUUUGUCUUAA